CAUAAGCAUGAAUAUCACCAUCCCAAGGCAGUAAUUGGGUAGUUUGUGCACAAUGGCCCACCGCUGGUCUCUGGUGCUGCUGCUGGGUGUCUGUCUCUGUGCCCUCACCCAUGCCUACAAGGAGUCCAAGAGUUUCAACUAUGACAAGGGUGUGGUGGAUGAGCUCUCCCACUGCCCCGGACGGUACUGUGGACGCACCAAGCUUGGGAAUGGGUCGUGGUCAGCCUGCGGGGCGUGUGAGCGAGGCCUCCGCCGCAACAACCGCAGCGCCUGUGAGGAGUGUCACGACGAGCCGGAGUUCUACGAUGUCCUCUACCUCGGCUUCAUGGGGCUGCUCCCUCUCACAUUCCACUUAGGAUGCAUUGACGCCGCAGCAAAGAGAAGAACGUUUACAUAUGAAGUCAUGGCUCUGUACGGUUCGGCCAUCAUGGAGGUGGGUGUGGCAGCCGUCGUGACUCUCCUCGUUACUGAACCUGUCGGCUCCUUCAAGAUCCGCUCCUGCAAAGUCCGAAAGUUGGCUGACUGGUAUCCUCUUCUGCACAACCCCAAUCCCAAUUACGAAGGAAAGCUGCACUGCACCCAAGAGGCGGUGUACCCCCUUUACUCGAUGGUGUUCGUGUUCUAUACUUUGUGUCUGCUGGUGAUGCUAAUCAUCCGCCCGGCACUCUCCUCCAAGCUAAUGCCAAACCGUGGAAAGUCUGCCAUCUACUCCGCCCUCUACUUCCUUCCUGCCCUGAUUGUGGUUCACGCUAUUGCCGCAGGACUUAUUUAUUAUUCCUUCCCGUACAUGGUCAUCAUCAUGUCGGUGAUAUCAAAUGCUGCCCACUUUGCAUUCCAACUUGACCAGUCCAUGCCCGGGCUGCUGAAGGGAUGUGUGCAAGAUGUUAGGAACCUGGUGAUCCUGUUGGGCCACUGGGGCCUGCACGCCUAUGGUAUCAUCGCCAUCACCCAGCUGACGGAGGGAGUGCUGCACGGCUCCCUGUGUGCCCUGGUGCCCCUGCCAGCACUCUUCUACAUCCUGACCUCACGCUUCACUGACCCUUCAAAUUUUGACUGAAAAGCAUGUCAAGGCAAAAUCAUUUACUUCCCUACUCUCAAAAAAGCAUCUGGUCAUUGCAAGGUGCUUAGCUUGUAAAAGAUCUGAAAUCCCAAUGGCUUUGCCUCCUCCUCCAGUGCCUUGAGAGCCAUCACCAGGAUUAUGGCUGCACCCCCGGCUUUGAGCAGCGCAGCGCUACACUGAUGCUACAAACAUUAGCUGCCUCUCCUCCCCUCAGCCUUGCCACAGCCUCUCAGACCAGCCAAGAGGUGGGCCAUCGAUGGGUUGGUCAGCAUCUACCAUUUUUAGCCCAGUGGUUACAAGUGUGAACAACUCCUAUAACCAAUUAAUUGUGCUAAAUAAAAAGCAAUGGUAAAAAACUUAAGGAUUUAUUAUAAUAAUUAUGGCUUGGUAAAAUGUCAUGACCUAACAGAGGUUGUAUUGAAUGAACUUUUACAUAUAAAGAAUAAUAUCCAAGUUCACUGUCAAGCAUUAUGACAAUGCUGGCAGGCUUUCACAACUCUUCAUAAUGUGACAGGAUUAGGGAAAAAUAGAAUUUUGUGAAAAUAGCAAAUUUACAACUUUCACACCUCUAGAAAACUGACCUAAAAGUUUGAAGAUGGUGUUCCCUGAAAGCCUCAGACAGGAUUACUAGCAUCGGAUUCUCUGGGAUGUUAAGACCAGAGCUUCACUUGUGGGAAAAUACUUCCAGUUAUUCAAAAUUUAGACUUGGGCAUCAGUUGAGCAAUGGUAAAAAGCUGUGCCAAUCCGUCAAAGGGAGUUCUAAACAGCUGUUGUGUAUCCUUUUUCCUAAAACAGAAGGAUAUGCCCAACACACACUUUCCACACCCCCUUUAGGUAAUGGCUAGUCUUUAUAACUCAGAGUUCAAUAAACCAGAAGUACGUAGUGAGUGUUCUAGUAACAUGGAACUCUACCGCUAACACACUCACCAUACCUGUGGCUCUCCUAUACAUUUCCAGUCCCUAAUGUCCACAGUAAUGCCAGUGAACAGGUAAUCUUAAAUAUUAAGCUAUCUCCAAUAGCUGUGCUAGUAUUUAAUAUAAAUUAAGCUACCUGUACAUCUAAAGUAUCUUCAAAAAGAGAUUUUCUUGUAAAAUAAAUGAACAGAGCUGUGUCACACUCCGUCAGCAGGUGUGGUGUUGACAGUGUUCAAGGACCUGAUUGCUGCAGCCUAUCACUGGGCGUGGGAGUGUCAAGGGUCACGUCCUCGAGUCCCUCACCGUGUUCUUCGGGAAAUGUUAUAAAAUGGGUAUUAUUGUUAUCUCAAAAUUCAGGCGUGGGGUAUGAAAACCUGAAUAAAACUAUAUGCUACUUUUGGUUUGAAUCUGAAGUAUUUCACUUAACUGAUUGGGAGACUUCCUCUCAGCCAAGAACAUUAAACUUUGACAUUUGUGUAGAGUUUAUCAUCUCCGUCAUGGAUCCACCUCGCAGUUAACGGCAACAUCAACAUUCUUUGUCAUUUAGUCCUCCUACUCAUGGUUCAGGGCCCAGUGCAUGACCAGCCUUUUCACAACAAGGCAUUUAGGGGUCCAGUCAACCUUUCAGAUCAUUUUUUCAACCAAGCAGAUCAGCUGAGAACCAACAGGCUCAAAUAUUCAACCGAUCACUUGUUAACUUUUGCUCUCACGCUGAUGAUCCAUUUAUUGAGGAUAGCUUUGACUGCACUGUCUUGAACCUUCUUAAACAAGGGCAAUGUGUAAAGACAAACGUUGCUGGUAGGGGUAAUGGCUGAUUCUGAAUGUAGUAAAUGAUCUGUCUCUAUCUGUAUUGUAGAUUAUUUACAAAAUAUUGACUACCUUUCUGUAAUAAACUUAUGAUUCAUGCAGGGCACUUGAAGUAGCCACAUCCUACAAUGGAAGUGUGGGAUAGCACUUGCAUUUCCUGUAACUGGGAAAGCAUUUCUCAGGAUCAGUCUUCAUUGUGGCUUCAGCAAGUCAGUAGUACCAGUCCUCCCGUGAACUAAAGGCACCUAACUGCAAGAAUAACCUUCACACUGCAACCAUGGGUAGUUUAUGGCUUCCCUCCUCUCCGACGCUCCCUGUCUCACACGGUUAGCCUCUGUACCUGCCGCACUGACAACACUAUCCAAGUUGUUACUGAUACAAUAUGAAAAGUAGAAAAUAGUUUUUACAAAUUUAUAUAAUGAUUAACAAAAACAGUGACUGUAUAUGAUGCAAGACAACUGUACAACUUUAUACAAUAAUAACAUAAAUACUGU
Messenger RNA from Eriocheir sinensis (Chinese mitten crab), 3276 nucleotides. Its product is annotated as JNK1/MAPK8-associated membrane protein-like. The record is from RefSeq and is a predicted model, not a curated record. Gene Ontology annotation, molecular function: ubiquitin protein ligase binding. Gene Ontology annotation, cellular component: membrane. The transcript is spliced from 6 exons. The coding region runs from base 53 to 1057 and encodes 334 amino acids. NCBI's taxonomy places the organism in Eukaryota, Metazoa, Arthropoda, Malacostraca, Decapoda, Varunidae. Gene Ontology annotation, biological process: response to unfolded protein.